This is a messenger RNA of Rhodamnia argentea, 474 nucleotides long. Its product is annotated as cationic amino acid transporter 9, chloroplastic-like. Gene Ontology annotation, cellular component: membrane. The transcript has a single exon. Gene Ontology annotation, molecular function: amino acid transmembrane transporter activity. Lineage: Eukaryota; Viridiplantae; Streptophyta; Magnoliopsida; Myrtales; Myrtaceae. Gene Ontology annotation, biological process: transmembrane transport; amino acid transport. The coding region runs from base 1 to 474 and encodes 157 amino acids. The record is from RefSeq and is a predicted model, not a curated record.
AUGGGCUUCUGUCCCGUGGGCCUCACUUGUUCAUCCUACUUCCAUGAUGCAGGCGUCACCAUUAGCUUUGUGUUGGCUGGUGAAUCUUGUGUGCUGAACGGGCUCUGUUACGCAGAGCUCGCCUCUCGUUUGCCUGCCGUUUCUGGAGGAGCUUAUUCAUACACUUAUACAGCUUCCAAUGAGCUGACUGCGUUUCUGGUCUUCGCCCAGCUGAUGCUUGACUACAAUAUCGGGGAGGCUAGCAUAGCGCGAGGCUUAGCAAACUAUCUGGUUACAUUGUUGGAGCUCUUCCCAUUCUUUAAAGACAAUAUUCCCAGCUGGAUAGGCCGUGGAGGUCAAAAAUUCCUUGGAGAAAAUAUGUCUAUCAACCUGCUAGCUCCCAUAAUCUUGCUUGUUCUGACUGUAAUUCUGUGUCUGGGAGUUAAAGAAUCUUCUGCUGUGAACUCAAUCAUGACUGCUAAAGGUACGGUUUAG